Messenger RNA from Fusarium sp. VM40, 1671 nucleotides. NCBI's taxonomy places the organism in Eukaryota, Fungi, Ascomycota, Sordariomycetes, Hypocreales, Nectriaceae. The record is from the annotation of a GenBank genome assembly.
AUGCACAAGUCAGCUAUCCUCGGACUCCUGGCCUCGAGCCCAGUCUCGGCCCAGCUUCACAGCCUGGCGCAGGCCGCUGGACUCAAGUACUUCGGCAGUGCCGUCGACAACGGAUACCUGAGCGACGCUCCUUACCAGAAGCUCGCCAAUAACGUCGAGGAGUUUGGCCAGCUCGUCCCCGAGAACGGCCAGAAGUGGGAGACCGUCGAGCCUCGACAGGGCGAGUUCGUUUACACCACCGCCGACGUCGUUCCUGAUCUGGCAAAGAAGAACAAGCAGAUUCUGCGAUGCCAUGCUCUGACUUGGCACAGUCAGCUGCCCAACUGGGUUUCUGCUGGAAAGUUCUCUGCUAGUGAGCUCACCGAGAUCAUCGAGGCUCAUAUCGCCAACGUUGUUGAGCACUACAAGGGCGACUGCUACGCUUGGGAUGUAGUCAACGAGGCCAUUGACGACAGCGGAGAGUGGCGAGACAGUGUCUUUUACCAGACUCUUGGAACUGACUACCUCCCCAUCUCUUUCAAGGCUGCCAGGAAGGCCGACCCCGCCGCCAAGCUGUACUACAACGACUACAACCUCGAGCAGAACGGCAAGAAGACCGACCGUGCCAUCGAGCUUGUCAAGAUCAUCCAGAAGGCCGGUGCUCCCAUUGACGGUGUUGGUUUCCAGGGCCAUCUCAUCGUCGGCCAAACCCCCUCUCGCUCUGAGCUCGUCACCAUGCUCAAGCGCUUCACUGCUCUUGAUGUCGAGGUUGCCUACACUGAGCUUGAUAUCCGCCACGAGUCCGUUCCCGCCUCUGCUGCUCAGCUGAAGACUCAGGGUGACGAGUAUGCCGAUGUUGUUGGAUCUUGUCUCGAUGUUGAGGGCUGUGUUGGUGUUACCGUCUGGGGCAUCACUGACAAGUACAGCUGGAUCCCAGGUGUCUUUGAGGGCAACGGUGAGGCUCUUCUCUACACCGACGAUUACGAGAAGAAGCCUGCCUGGACCAGUGUCUCCAGCCUCCUCGCUGCCGCUGCUACUGGCGCUCCUGUCACCAGCUCUGCUGCUCCCGUUGAGACCACCGAUGCUCCCGCUCCUGUCACCACUCUCCAGACCAAGACCAAGCCCGCCUACACUUACUCCGACGAGGAGGAGGAGACCGAGUAUCCUACCACCACCUUCGUGAACAACACUGCUCCCGCCAGCACCGUGGUCUCCCGCACUGCCCUCGCCACCGAGGUUGAUGAUAACGAUGAUGACUGUGCUGAGACCGACGCCCCCUACACCUCCUACGCCGUCCCCAGCAACGGCACCUCCGUCUACCCCACCGAAGCCCCCGUCGAUAGUGACGAUGACUGCGAGGAGACCGAGGUCCCUGUUCCUACCUACGAGGUCCCCAGCGACGGCACCUUCAAGCCCACUGCCGCAGCCAUCAGCGACGUCCCCGAGCCCACCACCCGCGUGCCCAUCGUCCGCCACAGCAGCGCCGCCUACACCUACAAGUGGAACACCGAGACCGCCCCCGUGUACCAAGUCCCCAGCGGCACUGCCCCUGCUGGACCUGUCGGAACCGGCACCAACGGGCCUGUCAAGCACUACUACCAGUGCGGUGGAAAGCACUACAAGGGCUCUACUGAGUGCGAGAAGCCCUUCAAGUGUGUUGAGAUGAACGACUACUACUCCCAAUGCGUUUAA